Messenger RNA from Adineta ricciae, 2139 nucleotides. The record is from the annotation of a GenBank genome assembly. Lineage: Eukaryota; Metazoa; Rotifera; Eurotatoria; Adinetida; Adinetidae.
AUGCAACGCAUAUGUUUUUGUAAGACAGUAUCUUUAUUUAACCAUGUUCUACAACCAAGUCAAGCACUAGCGUUAUUUUAUCAAUCAUUGAUCUUUUCAUUGCAAAAUCUCGCAUUGAUGAAAUGGAUCAGUUCGAACAUCGGUAUACCGAUUGGUUUACAAUUAUUAAUGAUCGAUUUGAACGGAAAUGUAACGGUCGACAAUGAAUUACUCUAUAAGCAUUUGUCGAAUAGUAAACACCAUCUUGAACAACGUACAAACACAACAUCGAUCUUGAAAUGGACCAGCCGAAUUAUUCUUCGUCUAGCAACGGAUUACUCUAUAUCGUCGAAGAUCGAACGUUCAUCUGAAUUUGAAGACUUUUAUGAUUUCCUCAAACAAUUUCAUACUUUAUCAGCUGAUGAUCGCUCGACAUUAUCAGAUGACGAUGAAGGUAUUAUCAGUGAUGAUCUGGUCGAGGAAGAUAUCACUCGACGAGCAAUUCAUCGAGCCUUACUUAAAUGUAUCGAUUACACAACGAUAAAAUCAUCGAAUGCUUUACAAACAACUCACCAUACCACUGAAAUGCAAAACUUCGAAACCAAUCCGAUUGCUUUAUAUAAUCAACAGAUUAUUCAGAUACUUUGUAGUGAUACACUCGAAUUAGAAAUCGAACUUGCACAACAUUCGCAAUAUACAGCGUUGGAAAUUGUACCCCAAUCAUCAACAAAUGAUAAAACAUUGACUAGUUAUUAUUCUGUUUGGGCCGCACUUUGGAAAAAUGUGACAUCGGAAUAUUUACAAUUCAAUAACGAAAAAUGUUUGCGAAAAGUGACGAUCGAUCUAGACAAAAAUGUUUUCCAAUCAAACCACAUCAGAGACAAUGAUCGAAUGUUAGAUGAAAUAACCAAACGCCAACAGAAUUUAAAGAAGACAACUAUGCAGACAAAUAAACCGAUCGAAAAUGAAUAUUGUCUACAUGAUCGUUUGAUGUCUGAAAUCAAGCAAGACAGAAAAUUGAAGCCAAUUGAAAAAAUUGCAGCAAGUGAUUGUAAUCGUAAACGUAUUCAACCGGUGAAGAAUUCCAAUGAAAGUGAUUCAGGUUCCGAUGAUGAAUAUCGUGAUGAAUAUGGAAGGAAACGAGUUAUGGUCGUUGAUUGCCUUCUUGAAACAUCACCUGAAGAUAAUAUAAAAAAUGAAUCACCAAUCACAAAUCUAAAUAAAUCUUAUUCAUCAUCGAAGAUUUCCAUAAAGAGAAAAGCAUCAACUGAAAAAAUUAAUUAUUCAACAAUAGAGAAUUUUGAAUUAGAAUACAUCUCAAUGGAAAAACUCCUUCCGCUUUUAAAAGACAGUUCGGAUUCGCUUUCGUUGACUUACGACGAAUUUUGUCAUAUAAGAAAUGUUAUUACACGAUCGGAGUUGGAAACAUUAUUGUUCGAUGAGAAGUUAUACAAUGAAGUUGCUCAGGGCAAAUUGUGUUUUACAUGUCGAAAGGUUUAUUUCAAUCUGUUGACUUUCACAUUCGGUAUUCAAUGCAGCGUAUGUAAACAGAAGAUUUGUCGCAAUUGUGUCACACAAAUUACUUUACCAAAAGAACGAUUGAAUGAUCUUCCCAUUCAAGCAAUCACUCCAUUAACAUUAUCAAAAUCUUUAUCGAAUUCCGAACGAUGUCAUUCACUUGAUACGCAAUCGCCGCAAACGCCAACAAUGAAUGACGUUCUACAUGAUCUAAAUCCAGAUGAUGCUGGUUCACGUCGGUGUUCGACUCCGGGCAAUAGCAUUGCUCAAGUCAACUCAAGCCCAUGGCGUACAGAUCCGAUUGACAUAUGUACAGAUUGUUUUUUUCUUCUUCAACAAAUCCGAAAGAAGUCUCGUCAACGGCAUAUUUCGCCAGCUGUAGCAUCGAGCUUAGCUUCGUCAACAUCAUCAUCCUUUAAUCGAUCGCACCAUUCAUUUUCGAAUUACAAUCUCUCAGCAUCGUCAUCGACAUCUUCCAUCGCUGCUCUAUUAGCUGCUCAGCAUCAACAACGCUCAUUAAUGGUCAAAACAACUUCCAUUCAUGGAAAUUUAAAACAAACGAGAUCUUCCCAAGAGUUGAACACAACUAACAAUCCAUUACAAACAUUACCAUUUUUCUUUGUACGCCAUCAUCAUAUUUGA